Messenger RNA from Encephalitozoon hellem ATCC 50504, 468 nucleotides. Its product is annotated as putative actin depolymerization factor. Gene Ontology annotation, molecular function: actin binding. NCBI's taxonomy places the organism in Eukaryota, Fungi, Microsporidia, Unikaryonidae. The record is from RefSeq and is a predicted model, not a curated record. The transcript has a single exon. Bases 1 to 468 code for a protein of 155 amino acids.
AUGAACUUGAGCAUACCUGGAUUAGACCUUAUAAGGAGCGAAAUCUCGGAGAUAAGAAGCGGGAACCUUCGUUACACAAUUGCUUAUCUGUCGAUAAAGGAGCCCAUAUCGCUUUCUGUAGUCAAGAGUGGAGGGAGGACCAAGAAUUUUGACUACAAGAGGAAAUAUACCAUAGAGGAGCUUCGUGAAACGUUCGAUGAGUUUUUGGGAGGCAUCAACGAGAAGGACCCUUGCCUUGUAGUAUACGAUUUUAUACACUUUGAUAAUGAUGGAAUUCAGAAGAACACGCUUUGUUUGAUUUCUUACAUCCCCGAGCAUCUCAUGCCACUUGAAAAAGUUGCAUAUUCCACCAAUGUCUUAAAUCUUAAGGACCUGUUGGAUAUCUCUGUUCAUAUUCCCAUAAAAAAGAAAUCUGACUUCAUCUUUGACGAUAUUGCCGAGAAGUGUGCAGCAUCACGAAUGAAAUAA